This is a messenger RNA of Prunus persica (peach), 1361 nucleotides long. RefSeq names its product ADP-ribosylation factor-like protein 8c. NCBI's taxonomy places the organism in Eukaryota, Viridiplantae, Streptophyta, Magnoliopsida, Rosales, Rosaceae. The record is from RefSeq and is a predicted model, not a curated record. Gene Ontology annotation, molecular function: GTP binding; GTPase activity. Bases 509 to 1063 code for a protein of 184 amino acids. Gene Ontology annotation, biological process: protein transport. The transcript is spliced from 6 exons.
AACUAAAGCUUCAAAAGAAGAAUGAUUUUGAGAUAAUUCGACCAAACUGUCCAACUCGAUCACAAAAGAUUUGGGUUGAGUUGGAUUGGCCUAAUAAUGAGCAGGCCUUAAGUUGAAGAAAUCAUAAACCGCUAUAUAUCGGGUUGGAUUAUAUAUUAGGACUAAAAUCGACCCAACUCAACCCAUGCCAUCCCUACCUUAAAAAAAGGAAAAGAACAGGAAAAAAAAAAAGAAGCUGUGGGUUCUGUGACGGAAUUGUGCUCUCGCUAAAGAGAAAAACAAAAGGAGUUAAAAAGGAAAAAAUAAAAAAAAAGCGGUCAUCACAAGAGGAAGCCGAAAAAAACAGACAGACGUUGAUAAAAGCAUCACCAGUCCGUGAAGUUUCGUUAUUUUGUUUUUGAUUCUUUUCCCCAGUUUUCCUUUUGUUUCUUUGAAGAAAUUCCCAGGCUUUCGAUUCAUUAUCAUCUUAGAACCACUCACCCUGAGACCCAAACUCAUUUUCUUGACAAUGGGUUUGUUGGAUUCCUUCCUCACUUGGCUCCGGAGCUUAUUCUUUAAACAGGAAAUGGAACUUUCACUAGUAGGGCUUCAGAAUGCAGGAAAGACAUCUCUUUUAAAUGCCAUUGCUACAGGUGGCUACAGUGAGGACAUGAUUCCAACUGUUGGAUUCAACAUGCGAAAAGUAACCAAGGGAAAUGUGACAAUUAAGGUUUGGGACCUUGGAGGGCAACGGAGGUUCCGUACAAUGUGGGAGCGUUACUGUCGUGGUGUCUCUGUAAUUGUGUAUGUAGUUGAUGCUGCUGAUAGAGACAGUGUUCCAAUAUCUCGAAGUGAGCUACAUGACCUCUUGAUGAAACCUUCCUUAAGUGGGAUUCCUUUACUUGUUCUUGGCAACAAAAUCGACAAGUCUGAGGCUCUUUCCAAGCAAGCAUUGGUUGAUCAACUAGGCCUUGAUUCAAUUACGGACAAGGAGGUCUGCUGCUAUAUGAUCUCAUGCAAGGAUUCCAUAAAUAUAGAUGUUGUCAUUGAUUGGCUUAUCAAACACUCCAAAACAGCAACCUGAUCCAUGAAUCGAUCAAUUACAGAGUGUUUGAUCAAACAAAGUUCGACACGAGCUGAAAAGGUGAAUUGAUGAAAACAACCACUGUUGAGACUCUGUAACUAUAGUAGGAUUUCGCUAUUCACCAAAUAGAAUGAUCUGUACAGUACUUAUCUAGCCGGCAAGUCUGUCAUGCUUUGGUUGUUGUAAAUUGCCUUGUUCGUUUGAAAUGAUUUCGAUUUUCGAAUGAAGGAUCCUAAAUUAGAAGCACCAUUUUUGUGAGAUAAAUAUAUUGUGACUUGUUAUUGUUUAUUGUGCUGAA